Messenger RNA from Rhodofomes roseus, 2697 nucleotides. RefSeq names its product dipeptidyl aminopeptidase. Bases 1 to 2697 code for a protein of 898 amino acids. The record is from RefSeq and is a predicted model, not a curated record. Lineage: Eukaryota; Fungi; Basidiomycota; Agaricomycetes; Polyporales; Fomitopsidaceae. Gene Ontology annotation, molecular function: serine-type endopeptidase activity; dipeptidyl-peptidase activity. The transcript has 16 exons. Gene Ontology annotation, biological process: proteolysis.
AUGCACGUCGGGAACUACGACGCGGAACCGCAAGAGGGCACAGACUCGGAUACCCUCCUCAACGAUGCGACUUCGACCACGCGUCUCGAAGAUAUUGACGAGCCUGGCUAUGCUGCUGUCAAGCCGAUAGCGUACUACGGGGAAGGACCAUUUGACCCUCCGAGUUCUGAUGACGAGGAGGAUGAACUCGAGAAGCCAAGUCGGUCGCCGAGGCUCUCGCAGCGCGGUCCGCGCGACCUCGAAGACGGAGUCCUUGGAUCGCGCAAGCAUGCUUCUUCUCUGCGAUUUCUCGUCAUUGCACUUGUAUCGCUCCUAGCUGUUGCUGGUGUGAUCGGUAUCUUCGCGGCGCACUCAUACACGGGCAUGCCAUACCGUAUUCGCGGUACAAAGCAUAUCACCAUGGAUCACAUAUUCAACGGCACGUUUUAUCCGACGAGCGAGAAUAUCCUGUGGGUGCCGGAAGCGGGCGAUGGCGUCUUCGCUACGCAGAAGAAUGACUACCUGACUCUGGUUGACCUCAAGAGCAACUCGACGCGCAAUUUGGUUGCAUUUGCGGACUUGACAGAUGAAUAUGGAAGACCAUUGUCCCACUCUUCUUGGAAGCUGUCCGCCGAUAUGAGGUACAUGCUCAUCAAAGCGGAUAGAGUUAAGCUAUGGCGGCAUUCUAGCUACGGGAACUAUUACGUGCAUGAUCUAGAAUCCAAGCAUACUUGGCCUUUGGUUCCCCCUACGUAUCCACCAGUUACGUCCUACGCCGUAUGGUCUCCCACAGGCCAGUCAAUAGCGUAUGUUCUCAAGAACGACUUAUACGUACUUCCGUCCGCGUCGCCUGACGUAUCACCUGUCCGUGUCACGAGCAACGGGAACGCAUCAAUGUUCAACGGCAUUCCAGAUUGGGUGUAUGAAGAGGAAGUCUUCUCGGCAGACUACGCGCUAUGGUGGUCUCCAGAUUCGAAGAACAUUGCGUAUCUGAGCUUCGACGAGACCGCUGUUGACGAAUACACCUUCCCGAUCUACAACCCCACCGAGGACUCACAUGCAGUUGUCCCUUACCCGCAGCACGUCACCAUGAAGUACCCGAAGCCUGGCUACAAGAACCCGAUCGUGUCAUUACAAGUAUUCCAGGUUGACGAUUACCUCAGAGACACGCGAUAUGGAGGAUACCAGCCGGCCGCGCUGGCAUCGUCCUCCCUGCAGCUCGACUGGGACGGCAGACAGUCUGCAGAUGAUAGUGUCAUCCAAGAGAUUGCUUGGGUAGGCAACGAGACGCUUCUGGUGCGCGAAGUCAAUCGGGCUGGGAACAACGGAACCGUCAGCAUCUUCGACCUUGGAUCCACUGCGGCCUUGCGCAGCCACGGACACGUCGUGAGGAGGCUUGGCAAAGACGGUGAGCAAGGUGAUGACGGCUGGAUCGAUCAGGCCCAACGAGUGUAUCCCCUGCCAGCUAGUCUGUCUCCGCCCGGGCAUUCCUCGUACUUAGAUGUCAUCCCGACCCCUGAGGGCUACAACCAUAUCGCACUGUUCAGUCCCGCAGACACCAGCACGCCACGGUUCUUGACGUCCGGUGAAUGGGAGGUUACCAGCGGAAUCUUGGCCGUUGACGUCAAGAAGAGCCUCGUCUACUUCCAGGCGGCAAACCCUGACUCGCUCCAGCGGCAUAUCUACUCGGUGCCCAUCCCUGCUAUCAGCACCUCUGAGACUGUCAAGCCGACAGCCCUCACGGACGUCAGUAGUGCUGCCGUGUACAACGCGAACUUCUCUCCGGAGGGUGGUUUCUACCUUCUCACGUACAAGGGACCAUAUUCGCCGUGGCAAAAGGUCAUCAAGAAUGGUGACAAAGGCGGUGUCCAGUAUGUCCUGACUGAGAACCCUCAACUCAAUAAGACCCUCGAGGAGUAUGAGAUGCCUGUCGUCAGCUACGGAACGAUCACAAGCGAAGGCUAUGAGCUGAACUUCAGGGAAAUACGUCCACCAAGGAUGGAUGACACGGGCCGAACGAAGUACCCUGUGCUGUUUCGGCUGUACAACGGCCCUAACUCGCAAAUGGUCAAUCAUGAAUACGGCCAUGACUGGCAUGACUUCUUGGCUUGCAGCAUGGAGUACAUCAUCGUCACCGUGGAUGGGCGUGGGACUGGUUACAAGGGCCGGAGGCUUCGAAACCCUGUUAAAGAUAAUUUGGGGCACUUCGAAACAAUAGACCAGAUCAAUGCUGCGAAGAUCUGGGCCGGGAAGAACUACGUGGACUCCAGGCGGAUUGGCAUAUGGGGCUGGUCAUACGGUGGCUUCAUGUCUUCCAAGGUAAUCGAAGCCAACGCUGGUGUACAUACCCUGGCCAUGGCCGUCGCGCCCGUCACCAGCUGGCGACUAUACGACUCGAUCUACACGGAGCGAUACAUGGACUUGCCGAACGUUAACCCGCAAGGUUACAUCACCGCGUCCAUCUCGAACGUCACCGGCUUCCACAAUGCAGAUUUCUUGCUCGCACACGGCUCAGGGGACGACAACGUGCACUUCGCGAACUCGGCGCAUUUGCUAGACAUGUUAACCCAGGAACAUGUGCGGAACUUCGAGUUCAGGAUGUUCACAGAUAGUGAUCACAGUAUGUAUAAGCGCGACGCCAACCGGGAACUCUACGAGUUCAUGACGAGGUUCUUGUUCGAGCGAUGGGGCAAGGGAGGAAAACGACGAUCGUGGUGA